AUGGAUAAAGGAUUGAUUAACGGAGUAGUUUUUGUAGAUCUUAAAAAGGCAUUCGAUACGAUUGAUCAUGCUCUACUCCUGGCAAAACUUGAACGAUGCGGAGUAAGAGAAACACCUCUCAAAUGGUUUAAAUCUUACCUACAUCAGAGAAAACAAGUUUGCAAAAUAAACAAUGCCGUGUCGGAUACAGUUGAAAUUCAUUGUGGCGUCCCACAGGGGUCAAACCUAGGUCCUUUACUAUUCAACUUAUAUAUUAAUGACCUUCCAAACUGUCUACAGACAACCAAGGCUUCCAUGUUUGCGGAUGGCACCAACCUUUCUUGCAAGGGGCAAUCAUCUGCAGACAUUGAGUUCAAAUUAAACUGCGACUUAGACAAUAUUCAGAAAUGGCUAAUAAGUAAUAAGUUAACAUUAAACCUAGCUGGUUAUUGUUGCGAGUUUGGCGGCUAUGUAACUCCGACCUCUUGA
Molecule: messenger RNA, 468 nt
Organism: Paramuricea clavata
Lineage: Eukaryota; Metazoa; Cnidaria; Anthozoa; Malacalcyonacea; Plexauridae
Source: the annotation of a GenBank genome assembly